This is a messenger RNA of Labeo rohita (rohu), 8103 nucleotides long. Its product is annotated as death-inducer obliterator 1. The coding region runs from base 169 to 7146 and encodes 2325 amino acids. The record is from RefSeq and is a predicted model, not a curated record. Gene Ontology annotation, cellular component: nucleus. Gene Ontology annotation, biological process: DNA-templated transcription. The transcript is spliced from 15 exons. Lineage: Eukaryota; Metazoa; Chordata; Actinopteri; Cypriniformes; Cyprinidae.
UCCUGUAGUGCGUCACGCCCCUCUCAUGGACAAAAUGGACGAAACAUUCCGCGUUUGUUUGUUUGAGUGCACUACACUUUGAUAAUCAUUAAUACAUUUGCUAACAUAAAUCAGAGCGUGCAUGUAAACGCAGACAUUACGCUGUGCGGAGUGAGCUUGCGUUGAAGGAUGGACGUGGAAGGCUCCGGCGCUACGGCGACAGCCAAGACCUGGGGCUUCCGCCGGAGCACCAUCGCUAGGCGGGAGUUCAUAGAAGCUGUUGGCUCUGCGGACAGCAGCCCUCCGGUCCAGCGCCGCCGAGGUCGCCCGCCCAGGGGUCGAGGCAGGGGUCGUGGCCGAGGCAAACGGGCUGACGAGAGCCCUGUGAUCUCCGUAGCCUCUAGACGAGGUCGAGGUCGAGGGGGUCGAGGACACGCGCCGGUGCCUGCGCUCGCACCCGCAGAUGAUAAGCCGAGCAGCGAAAUCGAAGCUCGGGCGGACGCAGAAAGGGGUUGCCGUGUCGCCGCGGAGCUGAAAUCGGGCGAGGAAAGCGUCAGCGAAGGAGUCGCGUCGGAUCGAGCCGAAGACAGCGACGAUCUCAAUCUCCAAGAGAUUCGUAAGCGGGCUGUGGCUCGACGGCUACAAGAACUCAAGCAUGAAGAUAACGGUGGUGCGAAAGGUACAGAAGAUAUCGACAUAGGGAUGAGAUUACUGAUGAAACAGGAAGUGAACGUGUUCGAUGAAACGGAUGUCACAUCAAAAGGAGGAAUGGCGUGUUCUUCUACAGCCAGAGGGGCAGGUGGGAAUUCUGUUGCUGCAGCAGGAGCUCACAAAACUGCUGGAGGUAGAAGAGCUAAAAGAGCAAGGAAAGACUAUGAGUUUGGAGAGGACGAGCAUCAGGAUGAAGAACAGGAGGAAUUCUCUGAAAAUAGCGAGGAAGACACGAAUCAUGAUGCUGUCUGUUGCACAUGUCAACAAGGACACGGUAACAGGUUGAUGAUCUGCUGUGAGUCCUGCCAAAGGAGGCAUCACGUCGACUGUGUGGGCAUCACAGAGGCUUGUGCUCAUCUCCUGCAGAGGAACCGAGAAUACGUUUGUCCCUCAUGCUCUGAUGACUGGGAUGUCACGGGCAAGACCACGACGACGAACGGUCUUGAUGAAAACCAUGAAAUCGACUCAACUCAUGUGGUGGGGAUUGAGCAGCCAGUGGAGGAAGAGAUGGAGACGGAGAAGGCAGCUUUACCUAAAUGCAUCGGUCCAGGCUGCAGUAAUGACUCUCUGCCGGAGUCGGUGUACUGCGGUCACCAGUGUAUUGUCCGGCACGCGGCGGUAGCCAUGAAGUCUCUCUCUGAACCCAAAAUUGAGAUGAAAUCUGCUGCUCCACCCGCUGAACCGUCUCUCAAGGGCGAGAAACGAUCAUUUCUUGCAAAGCUUUUCAAGGUGAAGAUCAGUAAGACGCCUGCACCGGAAGAGCACGUGAGCAAGCAAGAAGUGGACGAAGAGUCAUUGUGUUCAGCGACAGUUGUCGAGCCUGUACAGUUUGCCAUAUCAUCAACUCCUGCUCCAGAUUACAGACGCACCGUUAAGGACAAAGAUGAAGUUGAGUGCAAUACCAGCACACCACAGAGCCAGCCUUCAGAUUUGACCCCAGACAUUCCCUCUACUGAAAAAACUCCUGCAGCCCCACCAAUUAAGAAAUCCACUCCAGGAAGAGCAAAGAAAACCAUGCCAGGCUCUCCACGACUGGAGCUUCUGAAAGGGGCUCUCAGUAAAAGCCCUUUACCUUGCUCUAAAAAGCCCUCUGAAUCCAAGGCACCUGUCGAGUCCAGCAAACCCCCAGAAGCUCUUACCAGCAGACCCGCCGCGGAUGAGCCCUCCCCUCGCGUCAGUCCUCUCCUGAUACGACAAAACAUUCGCCGCUCACUAAGUAAAAUUCUGUUUAGAAGGUUCAAUCAGAGGGAUGAUUUAAACAUUUGUGAGAGUGAAGUUGAAAAGUUGGCUGUGGACAUGGAGAAAGAAAUGUUCAAUAUGUGUUACACAACAGAUGAGGAGUAUAAGAACAAAUACCAUUACCUCGUCCUCACCUUGAAAGAUCCCAAAAACAAGGAAGUGUGUCAUCAGGUUUUGAAGGGAAACAUACCUUCAUUGAAGCUCAUUCAGUUGAGUCAGCAGGACACAAUGUUUGUUGAGGAAUCCGCUGCUGAACCUCUGAUUCAGAUGUCUUUGAAGAAGGAAUCGUCCCAUUUUUCUGAGGAUGCGGAAGAACCAGCUGCUACUCCUGAGAAAGUGAUACAAGCUACCAGUCCUUCAGAGGAGAAAUCAUCACUGAAGCAAACUCAGGAGAAGGAAACAAGGUUAGAUGCUCCAGAUGUGGUCAGCAGCAUGCUGAAAGAUACUACAGCAGAACAUAAACGCCAUCUCUUUGACCUUAAUUGCAGGAUAUGUACAGGCCAAUUAUCCACUGAUGGUGAUCCUGAAACCAAGAAACCCAAGAUGAAGGUGACAAAAGAUGAUACAGAAAAGGAGAAAUCUGCAUGGGUUGUUCACGUGAUCGAUGAAGCGUUGGAUUCACCUGCGCUGAACUCUGAUAUAAUUGAGUCUCCUGCUUCUCCUAGUGGGGAGGACUUAGACUCACAAACACCCUCAGCAGAUUUCUCUCCUGUGUUGAUACCUUCAGUUCCCACCGUGUCCAUCUCAAGAAGAGAUCCCCGUACAGCACAAUUUCGGCAGGCUCCGUCAUUAUGUGCUGGCCCAGAGUCUGUCUCAAACCCACACCAGCAUCCGCACCCAGUAAAGAAUGUAACAGAAUCUCUGAAAGAGACUCAUCCACCCCAUGUGUCCGUACAUUUGCCUGCUCCUAUGCCAAAAUCUAUCCUCAUGAAGCCUUCGCCAGCUGCGCUGGACACUUCGUAUGGCUCAACAGCAAGGCUGGCAGAUUGUGAUAAAGGAACAAAACAAUUUUUAUCUAAGCAGAACAUUUUAUGGAAAGGGUUUCUUAACAUGCCAACGGUGGCCAAAUUCGUCACAAAGGGAUACUUAAUUUCUGGCUCUCCUGAAUUUCUAAAAGAGGAUUUACCAGACACUAUACACGUUGGAGGUAGGAUAUUACCUCAAACUGUGUGGGAAUAUGUUGAUUUGAUAAAGACGUCAGAGGCAAAGGAGCUGUCAUUAAUCCGGUUCCAUCCAGCAUCUGAUGAAGAAGAGGUUGCAUAUGUCUCUCUGUUUUCAUAUUUCAACAGUCGUCGGAGAUUUGGGGUUGUUUCUAAUAUUUGUAAACACAUCAAAGAUCUUUACCUCAUUCCGCUGUGUUCAAAACAGUCCAUCCCUGCGGUGCUUCUUCCCAUGGAGGGACCAGGGCUUGAAGACGAUCACCCUAACCUCCUAAUAGGGUUAGCAGUCUGUCAAAAAACGAAGCGUCUCGAUGGAUUGCCACAAGAUGUUGCUGAAAAGAAUUCUAGGACCUUGACUUGUUCGGACGGCAAGGAAACCAGCGAUCCUACCUCACUAAAUGAUCUUGGACAACAUAACAUUAAGACUUGUGAUGCUGAUAUCCUCCUCGACCCAAAUCCUUCUGCAUCUUUACCUCUAGUUGGGUUACCAGACCCAUCAUGCUCUGCCAGCUCUCUACGUGCCCCAUCUUCUCUCCCUAGCACGUCAAAACCCACCCCGUCUGUCAGUGCGGGCCCAUCCAAAGACUCCUCCAAUGCCACCCCACUUCAGACCAUCCUUAACACAUUAUUUGGGCAAAAGAAACAGCCCUCAGAUAACACAGAGUCUAAGAUAAGCUCAUUAACAGAUACGGUUCAGAUUUGUCAGCAGACUUGCAAAGAUGACGACGCAAUGAUAUUAGACGAUGAUAGGCCUUACGAUCCCGAGGAGUAUGAUCCGGCUCUUUGUAAUGGGGUCAUGGGUUCUUUCAGUCCAGCUGAAGUUUUGCAACCUAAACUUCCAUCUGCAGUUACUGAUGAUGACGAUGAUAGACCAUAUGACCCUGAGGAGGAGUACAGUGCAGUUGCCAGUGGUGAUACUGUCAGAAAUAAUACACCCAAAGUAUCACAGGCUAAAAACGCGGAAGAGACCUCUGCAGUUACCAGUGAUGUAGCUUACGAUCCGGAAGAUGAGACGAUGUUUGAGGAGAUGCAAAAUUACCUUGCAAGUAAUGCUGUACCUCACAAAUCCACCAUCUCUGAACAUAACACGUCACAUUACAAGGAUAAUAGCUCAAUUACAACAUUCUCUGAGCAACAAAAAAUUCUUGAAGAGUUGAAUAGGCAGAUAGAGGAACAGAAGAGGCAGUUAGAAGAGCAGACGGAAACUCUACGCCUACAGAAGGAAGCAAUUGGUGUUUCUAUGGCCCAUUUCUCUGUUUCUAAAGCUCUGAUGUCACCAACUCAGUUUGAUAGGGAUGAAGAGGAAACCUUCGAAGACAUACCCUAUUGUCCUGUCGUUCAUCAGAAUAGGGAUCCACGCAUGUGUCGAAAAACAAGCCAGGAUGUGCCGUUCGAUGAUGCUGAAUGUGAGGCCAUAGGUAAAGAAUGUGCACAAAAAAUAUUUAACACGCAGGCUGCUGAGGAUGUAGUCCUGAAGAAAUCAAUAGCCACCAAGAAAGAAGGAUCACCAGACACUGAAACUGCACAACCAGAGAACACUAAAAGCUCACACUCGGAGUAUACCUACAAAAAACGAGGCAGCAGAAGGUCCACGCUAAGCACAUAUAGGUCAUCAAGAAGGAGGUCGUGGCACGAGCACAGGUCAUACCACCAAGACGGGGCUUCUUCAAGAGCGUCGCGUUCAGUUAGAUCCUCAAAGGAAGUCUCAGACAAACACCAUAGAAGUAGACACUCUGCAGGGCAUCUCUCCAGGGGACGUUACAGUGACAAAAAAGGAGCGUCGCCGUCAAGGAAAAGGCAUCAUCACCAUCACAGAGACUCAUCUUCACCUCCACGGUAUAGGACGAGACGUCAUUAUUCCACCGAUUCACAUGCAAGCCGGAGAGACAAAUCAUCACAGGACGACAGUGACCAGUCACGCAAGACUGACCAGCAGGAACUUGGGCCGUUGUCAGAGCAUAACAUUAAACCUUCUCAAUGUGAAUCUGAGCAGGUGCCAGACAGCGAUAGUGUGCAACCUGCAUACGCAUCAGGAGCGAGUGUUAAAGUACAGGAUGAAGCCACUAAUGGCAAAGACAAACAUUUGGCAGAAGUUCAGCAUGGUGGUUCUUCAAAUACAAAGCACGAGGCUGAUCAAAACCAGGAAUUUCAGGUGUCUCAAAAUCCUGGGGAGGGGUGUUCACAGCCUCUGUUAAACAAGUCAUAUGACAAAAAUCUACCAUUUUCUGCCUUAUUUGAAAUUAGAGAGAAUUCGCUCCCAAACGUAACGGACUCCUCUAACCAAGGAGCACUACUGCCUACACCCUGUCUACACACUGGUAAUACUGCCUAUGGUGCUACUGACCUGCCUUCACACAGAGAUAUACCAGCAAUACAGCCAUCUGGAAUUCAGACGGAUGUUUUUCACCAUAAUUCCAGAAGCCCAUCCACCCAGCCACCACAUAACCAAACAGAUCAUUUUUCUGAGCCUGGCCAGAUUGAUCAAAAGAGAGAUGUGCCCUCGAAGCAAAGGCCAAUUUAUUCACGUAGCGAGGCAGACAAACUGCAUUCGGGAGAUUACCCUCAAAGAGCUUUCCGUUCACGGUAUAGGAAUUCAUCAGAACCUGACACCGAUCAGUUCUAUUCCAGGGAACUGCCUCAAAAUAAAAGAGGAAAAUUUAUGCAUGAUGCAGACAAGAAGCAAUCCUAUGUAUCUCACAAACAGGAAGGAUUCUCCACAGGCAAGUUCAUUCGCCAAAAACAUCCACAUGACACACUCAGACGGUUUCCGGCGGAAGUGACAGAUCAGGUUCAUCAAAGUCAGCCACCCAGGCCUGACCAGUCACAUGAAUGCAACUUUGAAGAAUCUGAAACCACUAGAUUAUGUCACAAAAAAUAUAGAUCUUCUAUGCAAGGGCAGAAUUUUCAUGAGGACGAAUCUGUCCAGUUUCAGCAAAGAGAGUUGCUUUUAGGGCCUGUCCCUGUGCACAAGGGCAAUUUUAGAUCUCCUAAUCCUAGAGAGUACCUUCACCCUUCCACUUUCGAUAAGUCCAAACCUUUGAGAGGCCAUCCGUCUGUAAUAAAACGGGCAAGUCCUAGAGAUGGCAGUUCUAGUACUUCUACGAACUUUGGACCUAGGGGCCAGUCCUCAGGUUUUGCAACAUACGAAGGCCUGACUAAAGAUCCUCAGCCCGGACCUUCUCAAACACUUGGAUCAAAGGACCCACCUCCAAGGCAAUGUUCUUUUCCGCAGGGUAUCGGUAGUCGCAGGGGUUCACGUCAGGUAAUGCAUGAUAGAACCCAUCUGCUGAAUUCAACUAAACAAAUGAGCAUUCCUAAUGUUGAAGGGCCAUCAGAGAGACAGAAUGAUGCCAGAGACCCACCGUAUCCACCGUCUGACCAUUUUCAUGAGGGACAGUCUGUUUUCAUACGUUUUCCAAAUAACCAGACUAAGGUUGCAAGUAGACAUGCUUCCCAGCAAGAUGUUUGUGAACUACAAAGCCCUGACUGCCAUCGAACAUUUGCAGAGGAUACAGAAACAUGUUUUUCAAGACAGGCUCCGACACACUCUCAGGACCCAAUGCAUGGCCAGCUUGAAGGACAACAAUUUACUGAAAUCAAGGGUCAACCAAGAGCGUUCAGAGGAUGCAGAAGGGGCACUGGGGGACCGUUUUAUACCAGGGAUCAUAAAAAUAAGGCACAAAUAAGGGGACCUUGCUUUGAUUCACCACAACAGUUUAUGGGCCAAAGAAAACCAUCUCCUGAUUUACAUGGACGGAGAAGACCUGCACCUCAAAAUUGUGAUAGUUUCAACGAUCAUAAUGAAACCCAUUCAUCUGAUUUUCCCAACUAUUCCACCCCCACUCCCACUCCCACUCAGUUUAAAAAACCACAGCAUCAGCAUUUGGGGCAGCCACCCGCAAAUGUGGAGUGCCAGCUCAGACAGGGUAACGUACGCCCUUUACGACUGUCAGGUCCACUACUUCCCACUCCACCCGGAGGUCCGAUCAGACAGACCCUCUCACGGCUACACAGACAGAACUCUCCCAAUGAAUGUCACAGGGACUACUUGACAUAAGACAAGGUCAUGUUGCAAAGGACGUUAGUGGUCGUUGCAUUCGUGAAGAGAAACCAAGCAUCGGUAGUGGCUUUAACCCUCAGCGAAGUGAUAACUCAAAAAGUGUAAUUCAGGAAGAACAAAGUGUUGAGCGUGAAAGUAGACACGAAGAACCAAGUGUUCAGGACAGUAGUUGGAGCAUGCGGACAGUCAAGAGGACGAAAUGGCAGAUAUUUUGAAACAAUCUACACAACAGAGAAGAAAAAUGAUGAAGAGUAGACUGAUUCAUUUAAAAUAUAUAUAUAUAUAUAUAUAUAUGUAUUGUUAACAUAGAGGAAAUGCAAGAACACUUGGCUGCAGACUAUAUACGAAUGAGAGGAGCGAUCUUGCAGUUUUUGGCUGCGUAGUCAAGAUUUAAACUAUGGGUUACUGUUAUGAGGUACUGUAAAAUUGUAGUCCUAGGCUUUAGUUUGCAAAAUGUUUAGAAUUACAGUGGAUGGGAUAAAGGAGCAAGACUGCCCCUCUGAAGUUUUCAAUGAAUAUUUGCAAGUUCAAGCAUUCUUCAGAAGCAUUGUUCUACGCCAGUACACUGUCUGUGUUCAUUGUCUGUUCUGGAAAGUGAAGCAAUGCAUGUCAGUAAAGCAGUUUCUGAUAAAUCUGUUUGAAUUUUCUUCAUCGCCCAAAGGUUUGUUCAUCCUGCCGUACCAACGUAAUUACUUUAAGUUGAUUAUGGAAAAAAUGUUUUGGUUUGUUUGUGGAAGUAGGACAUGGUCAUGUUAACUACUGACAAGUUUGUAAACAUUUUUCUCUUGCAAUGACAAAGUUCUCAUGAUCUAUAAAUAGCAGUGUACAUUUGUUCAUAGAAUUUUAUGUAAUUUUUUAAAUGUACAUUUGUAAGUAUUUCAGAAACUGAAAAAAUGGAAUCUUUUGCAAUGUCCACUGAUUUCAUUUAUUAAACUACUGAACCACCCAGCCUAA